This is a messenger RNA of Pistacia vera, 1890 nucleotides long. Its product is annotated as pentatricopeptide repeat-containing protein At1g10270-like. The annotation marks the transcript as partial. Gene Ontology annotation, cellular component: chloroplast. NCBI's taxonomy places the organism in Eukaryota, Viridiplantae, Streptophyta, Magnoliopsida, Sapindales, Anacardiaceae. Gene Ontology annotation, molecular function: protein binding. The record is from RefSeq and is a predicted model, not a curated record. The transcript has a single exon.
UUCUCUCACCAGGUUUAACCACUUCUCACUGACUUUUUCAAUCUUCCCAAAAUGCUCCUCCACCGCCUCCUCCGCCGCUCCCUCCACCGCCUCUCCUCCCCCUCCUCCUCCUCCCCCGCCGUCUUUGUCCACCACCACCACUUCUUCCACAACCUCACCCACGACCCCACGACCCCACAAAUUAAUUCCAACCCUAACCCUAACCCUCGUCCCAUUUCUGCUCCUCCUCUCACCCGCACCUACGCCUUCUCCUCCACCGAAGAAGCCGCCGCCGAGCGCCGCCGCAGAAAACGCCGACUCCGCAUCGAGCCUCCGCUCCACGCUAUCCGUCCCAACCCGACGCACCCACCUGUCCGCGAUCCCAACGCCCCGCGUCUCCCAGACUCCACGUCUGCUCUCGUCGGCCCCCGCCUCAACCUCCACAAUCGCGUGCAAUCUCUCAUCCGGGCUGGCGACCUUGAUGCCGCUUCGUACCUGGCGCGUCAGGCCGUGUUUUCGAGCACGCGCCCCACGGUGUUCACGUGCAACGCGAUCAUUGCUGCGAUGUAUAGGGCGAAACGGUAUAGCGACUCCGUUGCAUUGUUUGCGUUUUUCUUUGAUCAGUCUGAUAUUGUGCCUAAUGUUGUGUCUUAUAAUAAUUUGAUUAAUACACAUUGUGAUGAGGGUAGAGUGGAUGAGGGUUUGAGAGUUUAUAGGAAGAUUAUUGAAACAGCGCCGUUUAGUCCUAGUGCUGUGACUUAUAGGCAUUUAACAAAGGGUUUGAUUGAUUCUGGGCGAAUCAGGGAGGCGGUGGAUUUGUUGAGGGAGAUGUUGAAUAAAGGGCAAGGCGCAGAUUCGUUGGUUUAUAAUAAUUUGAUAUCUGGGUUUUUGAAUUUGGGCAAUUUGGAGAAGGCAAAUGAGUUGUUUGAUGAGUUGAGAGAAAGGUGUUUGGUUUAUGACGGGGUUGUGAAUGCCACUUAUAUAGAGUGGUGGUUUAAGCAAGGGAAAGAGAAGGAGGCGAUGGAGUCAUAUAAGUCGUUGUUGGAUAGGAAUUUUAGGAUGACUCCUGCUACUUGUAAUACUCUUUUGGAGGUUUUGCUGAAGUGGGGACAGAAAGUGGAGGCGCAGGCUUUGUUCGAGCAAAUGUUGGAUAAUCAUCAGCCACCUAAUAUCCAGGCAGUAAAUUCGGAUACAUUUAAUAUUAUGGUGAAUGAGUGUUUUAAGCUUGGGAAUUUUUCGGAGGCAAUUGAUACUUUUAAGAAGGCAGGGACACAUCCAAAAUCCAAGCCUUUCGGUAUGGAUGUUGCAGGGUAUAAUAAUAUUAUUGCAAGGUUUUGUGAGAAUGGGAUGUUAGAGGAGGCGGAGAAACUGUUUGCUGAACUGUGCUCAAAGACUUUGACACCAGAUGUCACGUCAUUUAGGACGUUGAUUGAUGUGUACUUGAAGGUUGAGAGAAUUGAUGAUGCUUUGCAGAUGUUUAACCGGAUGGUGGAGAGUGGUUUGAGGGUGGUUGUGAGUUUUGGGACGAGUGUGUUUAGUGAGUUCGUUGACAAAGGUAAGGCUGCAGAGUGUGCCCCAAUCUUGACGAAAAUGGGAGAGAAAGAUCCUAAACCGGACUUCUUGAUAUAUGAUGUUGUGGUCCGAGGUCUAUGCAAUGAAGGCUUAAUUGACUUGAGUAGGGAUAUAGUUGAUCAAAUGAUAAGGCACGGUGUUGGUGUUACCCCUGCACUGCGGGAUUUUGUACGUGAGACUUUUGAGAAUUCUGGACGAGGUGAGGAGAUUGAGAGAAUUCUAAAUAUGGAUAGAUGGGGAUAUGCUGCUCCUCGUCCACCACCUCUAAUGACUGGACCACCACGAGUGCCUGGACAUCAGCCUUUAGGACCCAAUCAAAUGUCAGGACAGCAGCNCUUG